Messenger RNA from Drosophila sulfurigaster albostrigata, 2224 nucleotides. RefSeq lists its product as uncharacterized. The transcript has 3 exons. NCBI's taxonomy places the organism in Eukaryota, Metazoa, Arthropoda, Insecta, Diptera, Drosophilidae. The coding region runs from base 756 to 1406 and encodes 216 amino acids. The record is from RefSeq and is a predicted model, not a curated record.
UUGCAAAUUCAAAUUCAUUCGUCAACAGACUCUCGUGCGAUUCGGUUCAGCUUCAGCGCUCUCUCUCUGUCUCUCAGUGUGCCUGUCUCAGACUGUCAGCUUUCAGGCAAAAGCAACAGCAGCAGCAAAAGCAGCUUAAACACUAACAUAGUAGUCGAGCACUAUAGCAUCACAGCGACAGUGACAGUCAACGAUUUGAACGUGAAGCGGCAACAACAGCCAAAGAACAUCCAAGAGCCAAAAGCCAAAAGCAACAAACACUUAACGCGCGUUUACGGUUAGAAUUUGAAAAGAAAUAUACAUAUAUACCAUAUAUAUACAUAUAUAUAUAUAUAUAUAUAUAACGUACAUAAAAGAAUAUCGUGGGUGCGUGUGUGUUUGUUUGAUUGUUCCUCUUUUCUUUUUUUUUUGCUGUGCCACAAAAGCCAAAAAGGUGUUUGCAUUCGACAGUUUUGUGCCUGUUUCGGGUAGAAAGUUUUUGAAUUCCUCGUUUCAAAAAAGAAGAAAAAUAAAUAAAAAACCGAAAUAGAGAAUCGGGUGGAACGCAUCAAUUUCCUGCUUGGACCUGUCAGCAAUCUAAAAAGCUACCUGGGAUUAGCUGUGACACAUAAUCCGUAAAUUACAACAGCAAUAACAACAACAACUUCCUUAAUAACAGAAACGAGAACAAAAAAAGAAAACCCUAAAAAAAGAACGGUAAAAGACGAAAGAAGGCAAAAGUCCAGAAGUUGAGUGUUGAACUGAGCGAAGACAAGAUGCGUCGCUCCUCAUUCACGCCCGUGUUCAAUUUGAGCACUCAAGAGCCGUUGAUUGUCGUCGAGGAGUCGCAUGCCGCCGAGGAUGGUGACGAUCUGGAGGGCGCCGCCGGCGGGUGUGAUCCCACAGCGACCAAGCGGAGUAACAGCGAUGAUUCCGAGCCGGACUCACCGGUUAAUCCGUAUCUGCUCUGCCCCUUCCCCGAUAUGCAGCAGCGACGCAAGCAUUCGUUGCCAUCGCUGCAAAUAACCGAGGGCAUUACCGCCAGCCAGGUGCGACGUCUAUCGGAGGUGGGCGGCGAGACGGGUGGCCUCAGUCCCAAGGAGGUUGAAUUUUUGGCCACGCUAUCGCAGAAGGCCAAUCCAACCGCAGGCGGUCGCCGGCAUUCGGUGGUCACCAUAUCGGCGGUGCCCCCAACGCUUUUCGGACGCAAUCGGCGUGAGUCCAUUUCCGCUGUUUCGUUCAGUGGCAGUCGUCGGGGCAGCGUCAUCGCUGGACCACCGUUGACCGAUCAUCGCGGCAGCAUUCACAACUUGCAGCUGGACAUUAUGGAUGGGAUUGUGCAGCAGCGCAAGACUCGCAGCGGCAGCGGCGUUUGGGCAGCACCCUUAAUCCAGGAGGCGGAUAGCAAUGUGCCCGUGCAGACAUAAGCGAUUGCAGCAACAGCAGCAACAGCAACAGAAGCGAGCACAAACCACAAGUAAUGGGCACACACACACACACACGCACACAAACAAGUAGAGAAAGUGGAAAAGGAAAGGAAACGGAAAUGGAUACACGCACAAGACAAAACACGGAUGGCGAAUUGACGAAUUGGCGAGAGCAGCUGGACGAAACAAGCGCAUGUUUAUUAACAUUUUCUUUUCUUUUCUCUUUUUCAUGGAUGCCUCAGCUCUUUUCCCUGCUCUCACUCACUCUCCCCCUCUCAAUCUCUCUUGUUUUUUGGCUUGGCAGCGACAACGCUUAAAAUAAACAAACAAACAAACCACAAUUGCAAAAAACCAAAAUGAAAAUGAAGUCGCGCGUCACCAAAAAUGGUUGAAAUUGAAACAAGAGCGAUAAACAAAGACAGAGAAUGAACGCAAAAAGACAGAGAAAGACAGAGGUAAAGAGACAGGAGUGGGAGAAGAGUGAGAGGAAUUUGCUGAAAUGAGCAACAGCGAAAAAGUAAAUAUAAACGAAAAAUGAUAACAGCAAUUUGCACACGUGCGAUAACAAAAAAAAAAUAUGGAAACCUAAUAAAAUUAAAAAAAAAUCCUCAACAAAUUUAGGCAAUUGAUUGAAAGCGAAUACAAAAGGAAAGUCGAAAAAGGUUUUGUGUUAAAUAAAAAAAUUAUAAUAAAAUAUAAUUUACCAUCAAUUUUAUAAAGAUGAAAAACUUUUGCGUUAAAAAGAAAUAUUAAGACAUUAAUUUUACAUAAUUUAUAAUCAAUUUUAAUACUCGAAAAGGUUUUGUGUUUCAUAGAAA